Molecule: messenger RNA, 737 nt
Organism: Aphis gossypii (cotton aphid)
Lineage: Eukaryota; Metazoa; Arthropoda; Insecta; Hemiptera; Aphididae
Product: 40S ribosomal protein S19-like
Exons: 4
Coding region: 173-670 (165 amino acids)
Biological process (GO): ribosomal small subunit assembly; translation
Cellular component (GO): ribosome; cytosolic small ribosomal subunit
Molecular function (GO): RNA binding; structural constituent of ribosome
Source: RefSeq, a predicted model, not a curated record
CUUUCACGAGUUAACCUGCAUCGUGUUCCUACGACAUAUUCUCAACACUCUAUCACAUUUCACUCUUUUCAAUAGCUUUUUUUGCUAUUUCGAAUUUUGUUUACGUCGGAUGCGUUUUCUUUUUUAUUCGGAAGAUUUCUAGUUUAUUGUAUUGUGCUAAAAAUCCACGAUCAUGUCGUCGAUUACAUUGAAAGAUGUUGACCAACACAAAUUCGUUGCUUCAUUCUCCGCAUUCUUAAAGAAGAGCGGUAAGUUGAAGGCCCCUGAAUGGGUUGACUUGGUAAAAAAUGGUAAAUUCAACGAAUUGGCACCUUAUGAUGAAGACUGGUAUUAUACUAGAUGUGCUGCCACAUUGAGACACAUUUACUUCAGGUCGCCAGUUGGUGUUGGAUCCCUGACCAAAAUCUUUGGAGCUCGCAAACGUAAUGGAGUGAGACCAUCCCAUUUCUGUCGCAGUUCUUCUGGUAUUGCACGUAAAGUACUACAAUCUUUAGAACAAAUGAAACUCAUUGAGAAAGUUGAAAACAACAAUGGUCGUCGAUUGACCUCUCAGGGUAGGCGAGAUUUAGACCGUAUUGCUGCUCAAGUCAAACAAGCAAAGAAGAAGAAGCAAGCACUUUUGGCCGCUGAAUCAGCCGGAUUCUCUGUGCUUAUUCCAAAAACUGACUAAGAAUUGAGUUUACUAUUGUAUAAGACCGAUACAUCCUUGAAAAGUAAUAAAAUACUUUUAAAAAAUA